This is a messenger RNA of Hyla sarda, 2856 nucleotides long. It is a transcript of the gene CTCF, whose product is annotated as CCCTC-binding factor. Gene Ontology annotation, biological process: regulation of gene expression. Bases 331 to 2523 code for a protein of 730 amino acids. The record is from RefSeq and is a predicted model, not a curated record. Lineage: Eukaryota; Metazoa; Chordata; Amphibia; Anura; Hylidae. The transcript is spliced from 12 exons. Gene Ontology annotation, cellular component: nucleus.
GCCUUUGUCUACGCAUGCUCCGUAACGGAAGAUUCCGCCAUCUUGUGAAGCAGGGGUUUUGGAGAGAUUAAACGGUGAGCUGGUUAUCGUCUGGCGCCUCCGUUUUCAUCUGCCGCCGGUUGUGUAGUCUGGAUCACCUGAAUCUUUCCGAAAAAGCAGAAAAAAACAAAGAAAAAGCUGCUCUAGAGAGUGACCAAGACAAUUUUGGCCUUAAAGUGGACAUUGUCACAAAAAAAAAUUAAAAAGAUGUUAUAUCAGAGCUUGACUGCAAGAAAAACAUGUCUAAAAUCAGUCUGUACCUAAGAUUCAGUUUUUCUCUAGUUUGUAAAAAUGGAAGGCGAGAUGGCAGAAGCCAUUGUUGAGGAUUCUGAGUCCUUUAUGAAAAGAAAAGAAACAAAGACUUAUCAGAGACGAAGAGAGGGUGGUGCAGAUGAAGAUAGCUGUGUUAUGGUUCAGAGUCAGACAGAUGUGAAUGACGUGUCCAGUGAUGUUAAUAGCAAUGUUCAGAUGGUUAUGAUGGAGCAGCUUGACUCUACAAUUCUACAGAUGAAAACUGAAGUCAUGGAAGGUGUAGUUCCCCAAGAAGGUGACACUACAGUGGAUGACACACAGAUCAUAACCUUACAAGUUGUAAAUAUGGAGGAACAGCCAAUUAAUUUAGGAGAACUGCAGCUUGUUCAGGUCCCUGUAGCUGUUCCGGUUUCUGCUACUUCUGUGGGUGAGCUUCACGCUGCCUAUGAAAAUGAGGUGGGCAAAGAAGGAGAGCCAAUGAUUUGUCACACACUGCCCCUUCCAGAGGGUUUUCAAGUUGUUAAGGUUGGAGCAAAUGGUGAGGUGGAAACAUUAGAACAAGCAGAGCUCCAAUCACAAGAAGAAUCAACAUGGCAAAAAGAUCCAGAUUACGCACCACCUGUCAAAAAAACUAAGAAAACAAAGAAAAGUAAAUUACGCUACACGGAAGAAGGGAAAGAUGUUGAUGUUUCAGUUUAUGACUUUGAAGAAGAACAGCAGGAAGGACUGCUCUCAGAAGUCAAUGCAGAAAAAGUAGUUGGGAAUAUGAAGCCCCCUAAGCCAACAAAAAUUAAAAAGAAAGGUGUGAAGAAGACUUUCCAGUGUGAACUUUGUAGUUAUACUUGUCCUAGGCGUUCUAAUCUUGAUCGUCAUAUGAAGAGUCACACUGAUGAACGGCCUCACAAAUGCCACCUCUGUGGCCGAGCGUUUAGAACAGUUACCUUGCUUAGGAACCAUCUCAAUACUCAUACAGGUACUAGGCCUCAUAAGUGCCCAGACUGUGACAUGGCCUUUGUGACUAGUGGUGAAUUAGUCAGACAUCGACGUUACAAACAUACUCAUGAGAAACCUUUUAAAUGUUCAAUGUGUGAUUAUGCUAGUGUUGAGGUAAGCAAGUUGAAGAGACAUAUCCGUUCUCAUACAGGAGAGCGUCCUUUUCAAUGCAGUUUGUGCAGUUAUGCCAGUAGAGACACCUACAAACUGAAGCGACAUAUGAGAACUCAUUCAGGUGAAAAGCCAUAUGAAUGCUAUAUUUGCCAUGCACGUUUUACCCAAAGCGGUACAAUGAAAAUGCAUAUUCUGCAGAAGCAUACUGAGAAUGUUGCUAAAUUUCACUGUCCACAUUGUGAUACGGUUAUUGCAAGAAAAAGUGAUUUGGGCGUUCAUCUACGUAAACAGCAUUCUUUCAUUGAGCAAGGCAAGAAGUGCCGCUAUUGUGAUACAGUCUUCCAUGAGCGUUAUGCCCUCAUUCAGCACCAGAAAUCUCACAAAAAUGAAAAAAGAUUCAAAUGUGACCAGUGUGAAUAUGCAUGCAGACAGGAACGUCAUAUGAUAAUGCACAAACGUACCCAUACUGGUGAGAAACCAUAUGCAUGUAGCCAUUGUGACAAAACAUUCCGUCAGAAGCAGCUUUUGGACAUGCAUUUCAAGAGAUACCAUGAUCCUAGCUUUGUACCUGCUGCAUUUGUGUGUUCGAAGUGUGGAAAAACCUUUACACGCAGGAAUACAAUGUCAAGACAUGCAGAUAAUUGUACUGGACCUGAUGGUACAGAUGGAGAAAAUGGAGGGGAUGGUGAAGCCGUGCAUAAAAAAGGGAAACGUGGACGUAAGAGAAAGAUGCGCUCCAAAAAGGAAGGUUCAACUGAUAGUGAGGAUAAUGCAGAUCCAGAUUUGGAUGAUGAUGAGGAGGAGGAAGAGGAGGAUGAACUCCCGGUUGAGAUCGUAGCUGAACAUGAGCAUGAACAGGAACAGCCACUAUCUCCACUAGGCGCUCCAGCAAAGAAACGAAGAGGAAGGCCUCCAGGAAAAACUAAUCAGCCAAAACAAUCUGCUGCUGUUAUUCAUGUGGAAGAUCAAAGCACAGAAGAAAUUGAAAAUAUCAUAGUACAAGUGAAGAAAGAAACAGAUAUGGAAGCGGAAGUAGUAGGCGCUCCACCAGCUGCUCCUACAGUUGAAGCUCCAAAUGGAGAUUUCAGCACUCCAGAGAUGAUCUUUAGCCUGAUGGACCGGUGAUGACUGAAAGAUUAUUGCCUUCUAAUUGAACUGGCCCGGGCUGUGUUUAAAUGGCUCACCUUUAUUUUAUGGGAAAUGUUUUAUUUUAUUUUUUUGGUUAAUUUUGCUUUCAGUAAAUUUUAAGGACUUUUACUAAACCCUAAAGGGGAAAAGUGAUAAUGCACAUUGGCUAACGGAGGAUGUGAUCUUCAAAAUCUGAAUACGUGAAAUCAUGGACUAAGAAGAUGUAUGUAGUGUUGGCAUUUUAGAGAUUUCACUAAAGGAAAAGUGACUACUUUCAUAGUUGCUUAUUUUUUUAUGAAUUGACAUUGAGAUCUCAAGAAAGGCUCUUUU